GUAAACUGUUUGAGAUACCGUGUACUAGGCUGUUUGUAGCAAAUAAGUUUAUGACGUAUAGCAUAAUUAUGAAUGCUGUGGUUAAUAUCUAUCACUUAAGAAACACAUUUUGUGGGAAUACUCUAGUGAAAUCUGAUGAACUGAAGAAGUGGAACAUAUUUUUGAAAUAUAGUUUCUUUAGCUGGGGAGUUCCCAUCAUUAUAACGAUUGUUCACAUUGUACUAGUAAAGGAAGAUGUUCUAAGAUUUGAUCAACCUAUUGCGUCUGUGAAGAACGACGUUCAAUCGAGCUUAAGAUUUUAUCGACGCAUUGCGAAUGGAAAUGCGACGGCAAAUAAUAUAGGGAUUUAUCACCGUGUUGCAUCCUUGAAGGAUAAUGUCCUGCAGUCAAAGUCAAGGUUAAAUCAAAGCACUGACAAUGUACUUGAAGAUGCCCAGUCAAAGUUUAAUCAAAGCACUGUACUUGGGAAGGAAGAUGCGACGGAAGAUGAUCUAAGAAUUUAUCAACCUAUUGUAUCUUUGAAGAAAGAUGUUCAGUCAAGCUUAAAGUUUUAUGAACGCAUUGUAUUCGCGAGUGGAGAUGGGAAGGAAAAUGAUGCAAGGAUUUAUCAACAGAUCUCUGGAGAUUGUAUCAAUGGUCGAAUUACUCCCGAUUGGUCAGCUGCUGUUGAUGUAUAUGGCCUUCAAGGUUGUCUUUUGUUGUACAUUAUUGGAAUGUUCAUCUUCACUGCUUAUCGAAUUCGCCAAAAACUCAAGGCAAGCAGGAACAUUGCACAGAAAUCGAAUAUUGUUAAGCGUCGUAAAUUUGUCAUAUUGCUCAAGCUGUCAACCACUACAGCCUUAAGUUAUUGGUUUCCUCUCUUCAUAUCUAGAAUCGUGGAUUUUGAUUUCGACAUAAAGAUAGCGUUGUAUACUGUAACGUUGCUUACUGGUGCCUACAUUGGUAUUGCGUUUGUCUUUACACGAAGAAAUUAUCAGUUGCUCAAGAAAAAAUAUUUCCCAGCAAACAAUAGGCCGCCAGUUAACAAACUUCCGCUGAAUAGACUAUAG
Molecule: messenger RNA, 1049 nt
Organism: Paramuricea clavata
Lineage: Eukaryota; Metazoa; Cnidaria; Anthozoa; Malacalcyonacea; Plexauridae
Source: the annotation of a GenBank genome assembly